AUGGUGGAUGAGGAUUCCGAUGAUUAUGAGUCCUUACCCAGUACUAGUCCACUGCCACAACACAUGUUUGCAGGUGCAUGUGCAGGUAUAAUGGAACAUAUUGUCAUGUAUCCUGUCGACUGUGUUAAAACUCGAAUGCAGUGUCUAAGGCCUGUUGGUAGUUCUAAUUACCCAGGUUUACUCACUGGUCUGUAUCGUCUAAUCCUUCAGGAAGGAGUACCAGGGUCGCUAAAAGGUAGUGGUGCAGUGAUCUGGGGUGCUGGUCCGGCGCAUGCUGCUUAUUUUGGAUGCUAUGAGAAAAUGAAGUCAACCUUAGCCACAGCUCCCAUAGGAUCGACCCAUGUAAAUCAUAUGAUAGCUGGGACUUGUGCAACUUUACUGCACGAUGCUAUCAUGACUCCUGCAGACGCUGUGAAACAACGUCUGCAAAUUUACAAUAGUCCUUACCACAACACUUUUGAUUGUCUCCGUCGAGUGUGUUUAACAGAAGGACUCGGUGUAUUGUACAGAGCUUAUUUUACACAGUUAUCCAUGAAUAUACCUUAUCAGACAAUUCAUUUUGUUUGUUAUGAGCAUGCUCAGAGUUUAAUAAAUCCAAAUCGUCAGUAUCUACCUUGGACUCACGUUGUAUCCGGAGGUAUAGCUGGUUGCUUUGCUGCUGCUUUCACAAAUCCGUUAGAUGUUUGUAAAACUUUACUGAAUACACAGGAUCGGUGUUUUUCAAAGAAUAUAUGUCUUGGUCACUUUACACAGUCAUCUAAACCUGAAUUCCGAGGGUUGUUUGGCACAGCGAUGUAUGUAUACCAAACGACUGGUUUUAGAGGAUUCACUAGAGGUAUAAGUGCUCGAAUCCUAACAGCUGUUCCCGGCACUGCUUUAUCCUGGUCAGUUUAUGAAUAUUUUAAAUGGCGGUUAAAAACACGAACGAAACCUUUGGGAUCUGAAUUUGGUGAGGCUAGUGGUGGUAACAGUGUUCAUAAUAUUGAAAUUUUACCCAUGGAAAAAUUGUGUGUAACUGCCAGUUCCAAAUGGAUUCCUGAUUCCACUGAUUUGACGUACACAGCAACAGUUAAUGCUACAAAUGGACGAUCAAGUUUACAAGAGAACUCUAGAUAAGUCAAAUUAUUACUAUUACUGUGAAGUAGUAGUGCUACAUAUGAAAUGUUUAAAAUUUUCCAUGCUUUUUAUCUAUCUGCUUCCUGUGAUGAUGAUGACCAAGUAUCCACAUAGUGGAUCAGUU
Molecule: messenger RNA, 1240 nt
Organism: Schistosoma spindalis
Lineage: Eukaryota; Metazoa; Platyhelminthes; Trematoda; Strigeidida; Schistosomatidae
Source: the annotation of a GenBank genome assembly